Messenger RNA from Penicillium nucicola, 867 nucleotides. Its product is annotated as acyl-CoA desaturase. The coding region runs from base 1 to 867 and encodes 288 amino acids. The transcript is spliced from 2 exons. Gene Ontology annotation, molecular function: iron ion binding; stearoyl-CoA 9-desaturase activity. Gene Ontology annotation, cellular component: endoplasmic reticulum membrane. NCBI's taxonomy places the organism in Eukaryota, Fungi, Ascomycota, Eurotiomycetes, Eurotiales, Aspergillaceae. Gene Ontology annotation, biological process: unsaturated fatty acid biosynthetic process. The record is from RefSeq and is a predicted model, not a curated record.
AUGGACUCUGCUCACAAACAAUGGUGGAAACGAGUACACCUACGGUACUUCACAGCCAACGUCGGUCUUCCCUUGUUCGUAUUAUACUAUGCGCCCGCUGUAGCAUUUCAGGAGAAGACUCGCGUGUGGACAGGGUUGUAUGCCUUUAUAACCGGGCUCAGCAUCACGGCCGGCUACCAUCGUCUUUGGUGUCACCGGUCGUACAGAGCAUGCCUCGCGCUUCGCGUUUUAAUGGCCGCCGUCGGCGCCGGAGCCCUCCAGCUCCCUAUCUGGAUUUGGGCGGCCGACCACCGCGCUCACCACCGGUUCACUGACACCGAUCGUGAUCCUUAUAACAGCCGACGUGGCCUCUUCUAUUCGCACAUAGGCUGGAUUCUGACUUAUGACCCGACUCGAUUCGGCAAGGGCGAGGGAGUCGAUAUGUCGGAUCUGGACAGCGAUGCGGUCGUCGUCUGGCAGCGGCGGUUAUACAUUCCUCUGGCGGGCUUGAUGGCGUUUGUCUUUCCUGCGUGCGUGGCUGGUUGGUUAUGGGGUGACUGGGCGGGCGGACUUUUGUAUGCAGGAUGUCUGCGUGUAGUGAUCGUCUGGCAUAUUUCUUACUGCAUCAACUCGUUGGCACAUUGGGCGGGGGAACAGCCGUACUCGGUGCGAAAUACCUCGCGGAGUAAUACUCUGCUGGCUGUGGUGACGUUGGGGGAGGGAUAUCAUAAUUAUCAUCAUGCCUUCCCCCGUGAUUACCGGAACGGGCCGCGGUGGUGCGACUUUGAUCCGACGAAGUGGUGGAUCUAUUUGUGGGAGGUGGUAGGGUUGGCUUGGGAUGUGAAGAGGUUUCGGGUCGGGGGCGAAAUCAAGGGAAUUGGCUCAUAG